Molecule: messenger RNA, 1871 nt
Organism: Lactuca sativa (garden lettuce)
Lineage: Eukaryota; Viridiplantae; Streptophyta; Magnoliopsida; Asterales; Asteraceae
Product: F-box/LRR-repeat protein At5g02910
Molecular function (GO): protein binding
Source: RefSeq, a predicted model, not a curated record
GUAGAAAAUAAAAUCAGCAAGGUAUAUAUAGAAAUCGAAUCGUUCAUUCGGAAAUUGGACGCAUAAACUACAGUGGUUGCUCUCACCCUCGACGAACCGCCUGCUGCUGCCGCCUAUCUCUCGAUUUUUGUUAUCAGGGAUGAGACGAGAAGUAGAAGAUGUUCCUGAAUUGCUUCAGCAUAUACAAUCACGGUUGGCGGUAAAAGAAGCGGCCCGCACCAGCUUGUUAUCCAAGUCAUGGCUACAUGCUUGGUCAACCAUCCCUACCCUCAGGAUUCAUGUUCUCAAGAACCCAAAACGAAAGAGCAUGAAGUUGGUGGAUGUGGACCACACUCUGAUAAGGUAUCUCCAUGACAACACACCAAUCGAAAAGUUUGAGCUUGUUAUCGACAUUGAGAACCAGGAGUCGGCUUCUCAUGCUGAAAAAUGGAUCCGGCCCGUGGCAACCAAAACAUGCCUUAAAGAGUUUUCCCUCUCAGUCAUGCUUUAUGGUGCCCCGUUUAGAUUGCCAAAUGAGAUACUCUCGGGUUUAAACCUAACUAAGAUAAGAGUUUCAUCCCGGCUGAAGAUCCAUUCUGUUGUUUGGAUGACAACGACAACGACAACGACAACGACCCCUCCUAUUGAUGUGAUCAAGUGUCUGUCCCUACGGGAACUGCACUUGGAUGGUGUGUGCAUAAGUGAAGAGGCACUCAAUCACAUAUUGUCGUCUUGUACCUUUCUUGAGAAGAUAGAGCUUUUGCAUUCUUGCGAGGGGUUCAAGACCAUCAAGGUUAAAAACCUUGAUCGUCUUUACGAAUUAAGAAUAUCUUUUGGUAAUACUAAUAAUGGAUAUCGACACUCUACUAGUACCACCGCUUUGGAAAUUAGUGAUGUCCCAAAUCUUGGUGUGUUUAGCUGCAAUCUACAUUUUCCAUUCAAAUCCCAUUCAAUAUCAUUAGGAAGCAGCGUGACACAGUUAAUGUUUGGUGGCGUUGUCAUAACUGACAACGCGAGUCUAGACAUAAUCAAAUCGGGAUUUCCUUUUCUCGAGAGUUUGACCCUCGAUGAUAUGUCAUCUUGGAUGUUGAAAAGCUUCCGUUUCACAUCUGCUUCGAUCAAGAGAUUGACCUUGCAGUUGUGCCCAUGCACGCUGAUCGACAUACAAGUACAUGCUCCAAAAUUACUCUUUUUCCGGUUUGAUGGCAGUGCUUUGCCUAAUCUCUGCAUUCCGGUCUCCUCAACUCUCGAGCAAAUCAAUAUUUCACUCAGACUCCACCUUGCUGUCGAUGCUUAUUUUUUUCUUAAGAUGAGAGAAGCACUUGCGUUAUCACACGAGGCCGAAAUUCGUAUAACAACUUUCAACUCUAAGCCGCUGUUAGACGUCGACAUGGAUGAGCUAAGAACAAGGCUCCUGUCUCCUCCUGCUACAAAUGUGCAAAAACUGUCGUUUGAAACGUGGAAGGAUGAAUGCCUCUGGGAACGAUCCCCAUUUUUUGAUGCAAUCUUGGAGAUUUGCCAUCCCAAGCUCGUAUUUGCACAGCCAGACAUGCAAUUCAGCCAUAGCAAUCACUUUUGCAGGCUAAUGCUGAGGGAGGUCUUGGAGAAGAAGACGACCACAACCCCCCUGUAUUGGCCUCAUUACCUGAAACAUGUUCAAAUAAGACAGUCUCCUUAUCAAACAUGGAAAACCCUAACAAAUUCCCACAGAAGCUUUCUAGAUGGCUCGGCUCCCGAUGUCUACAUGUAUUUCAAACUCACAUGGUGUUAACGAUCAUCUCUGAUUGGGUUGGAUUUUUUAUUUAACUAUUUCCUCUUUUAUCUUAUGGUAUUUGUUAGUUUGUUACAAACAUAUUUAAUCAUAUAAUAAACAAAAAUAAAAUUGAUUCCUA